AUGAAGAGGCUUAUUAUCACAGUAAAUGUCACAGAAGCAUGCGGUAGCCAACAAAAUGAUAGGGAUGGUCCACAUCACCCAGGAGGAGGAAGAGGUCCUGGCGGCCCCCAUAAUUCUGGAGGCCAUGGUCGUCCUCCAUAUGGCGGCGAAGGAAGUCAUAACGCGGUUGGAGGUCAUGGACAUUCAGGACAUCGCCCAGAACAUGGCAACCAUAAUAAUAAUGGCCAUCGUCCAGAACAUGGAGGUUGGGAUAAUCCAAGGGAUCAUCAUGGCCAUGGAAACCGCUAUGGACACUUUUCUUCAGACCCGAGACAGAAUUACAAUGAAAGGGUAAGAAGAGCCAGACACCCUAAUGAACCAUCAAAUGGUGCAUACUAUGAUCAGUCAAUGAAUGGAAUGAUGCACCACAAUUACAUGAGUUACGGUGAUAAUGAGUAUUCGCAAACACCAGAGCACGCAUAUUCUAAUUAUCCCAAUGAGUAUGAAGAUUAUGAAAGUCGACACCAGAUGCAGGCUUAUUCCCACGAACAAAGCUACGCAUCAAGGGAAACGGGAGAAUAUUCCUACGGGCGAUCAGAGCCAACACCUUACAAUAGCCAAAUGCAUUAUCAGAAUGGAGAUCCGGGGCAGAUGGGCAAUUAUGGAGGCGAAAAUAAUGCCUACGGCGAACCGAACGUAUUCGUUGAUCCCCAAGUACCAGAGGAAAGGAGCAAUCCCCAGAACGCGGGAAUGGAUCCUCUUUCAGCCUAUCAGGCUGAAAUUGCCAGACUUACCAGACUGAAUGAAGAAAGAAUGCGGAAAUACGAGGAAGAGAAGGCAAAGUACUACAGAGAACACGCGAAAUAG
Messenger RNA from Rodentolepis nana, 846 nucleotides. The record is from the annotation of a GenBank genome assembly. NCBI's taxonomy places the organism in Eukaryota, Metazoa, Platyhelminthes, Cestoda, Cyclophyllidea, Hymenolepididae.